AUGGGUGCCAUCAAGGUCCCAGGCUCGCUCUAUCUCCUCCCCCCACAGGUGAGCAGCUCCAGGCAGAUGUCAAGCAGCUUUAGGGAUUAUAAGAAGAUCAAGUUUGUGCUGUGUGGGGACAAGGAGUUCUUUGAGGAGGUGUCAGAGAGCAAUUUGCAGCCUGGGGAUAUCGUGCUCGUCCCCUGUCUAAGCACAACUGGUGUCAACAGGAACAGCUUCCAACAUGCAGCCGUGUACUGUGGGGACGGAGAGGUCAUACAUUUCCAGGGCACGAGCCGUUUCUGGAGUACGGGUCUGAUCAGCAAGGAAGGCUUUGAAGCCAUGAAAAAGGAGAGGGGGAAAUGCCAGAUUCUACGGAAAAAAGGUGGGAUCAACCUCAAUGACUUCCGUUGUAAAGUCAGGGAGGCGAUGAAAAGCGAAGCCAACUAUAGCUUGCUCAGAAACAACUGCAUCCACUUUGCCCUCUACCUCCUGGACAUGGCGGAAUUCUACAUGAAACUGGUGGAAAUCCAAAAUGAAGAUGACAGCUGCAGCAGUAGGGACAUGUUGACCAGUGUUAGGGAGUGUAAGAUGAUGAAGUUUGUGCUGUCUGGGGACAAGGAGUUCUUUGAGGAGGUGUUGGAGAGCAAUUUGCAGCCUGGGGACAUCGUGCUUUUCCCCCAUCUCAACGUGCCUGCUAUCAUCAGCAGCAUCUUCAAACAUGCAGCCGUGUACUGUGGGGACGGAGAGGUCAUCCACUUCCAGAGCACGGCCCUUUUCUGGAAUAGGGGUCGGAUCAGCAAGGAAGGCUUCAACGUCAUGAAAAAGGAGAGGGGGCAAUGCCGGAUCCUCCGGAAAAAAGGUGGGAUCAAUGUCAAUGACUUCCGUUGUAAAGUGAGGAAUGCGAUGAACGGUGAAGCCAACUAUGACUUGUACACAAACAACUGCAUCCACUUUGCCCUCUACCUCCUGGACAUGGCAGAAUUCUACAUGCCACUGGGGAGCAGCCACGUUGUGUGAGGGGUGGGGUCUGCCGCGUCCCCUUGAGGAUGAUCCCUCCGCCGACCCACAGAGGAGCCUCAGCAUCACCCCGCGCACCCCAACGCAUCAUCACAGGGAAGGGGGGGGGAUUAGGUGGGGGUGUGUGUGCUUGCUUUCUGCUUGCCAGUGCUUAA
Grus americana (Whooping crane) is the source of this 1154-nucleotide messenger RNA. RefSeq lists its product as uncharacterized. Gene Ontology annotation, cellular component: cytoplasm. Gene Ontology annotation, molecular function: A2-type glycerophospholipase activity; glycerophospholipid phospholipase A1 activity. The record is from RefSeq and is a predicted model, not a curated record. Gene Ontology annotation, biological process: N-acylphosphatidylethanolamine metabolic process. Bases 1 to 999 code for a protein of 332 amino acids. The transcript is spliced from 10 exons. NCBI's taxonomy places the organism in Eukaryota, Metazoa, Chordata, Aves, Gruiformes, Gruidae.